AUGAACACCAGAACGCCCUGCGUGAUACUCUACGCAGUAUCUCUGGUGGUGUGUGUGUUGGUAAUUUUUUCUCUGAACAAGUAUGAGAGACAAGGGGUACCAUUGCACAGGCUGAGUAGUACCUGUGCGUUGGUGCAGGAUAUUUACAAUGGGAAGGGAAGGGAGAAGCCAAUGACGCAAAGACAAAACUGGUCCAAUGCCAAGAUCUCCCACUUGCUUAUAAAUUUGUUCAUCGUAUCGACAGGGGAAGAUGGAAGCACAGAUUCGUUAGGAGAAAAAAUGAAGGAAUAUUUUUCUAGCCAAAUUGAGUAUGAGUGGAAGGAUAAGCCAGUAGGAAGAAGCAUCUCGGAUGUGAAGGAGUUGUUUUACGUGCAACCACUCCUCGUUAGUGGAGACGAAAUGAGAAGUGAUGGCAUGCGGGAUAUUGCAAAUAUUUGCUUGGGUAACACCCCCGGGGAAAGUAAUAUCCAUAAUAUAGUAAACAAUAGAUACUUCAUAUGUUUAAGUGAGAACCGAGAGGAGAAAGAUAUGGGGGUUGUUUUGACACUGAAGGGGAAUAACACUAUCCACAUGAAGUUCAUUCGAGAGGAAGAGAACGCCACCACAUACUACCAACGGUUGGCAGAAGAAACUUGGAACAUUGUAAAGCGUAUCUUUUUUUUUAAGUCACCUAAUCGGUCGCUUUUUUUUAACCCGGAAUUGGACCUGAACUUUUACUUGGCUAGCAGUUUGUACAACGAGGGGAAUUACAAAGUGAGAAAGUACAACAUAGCGGAAGGGGAGAGCAACGAAACUGCUAACCAGUCGAGGGAGCGACAGAGUGGUGGUCUACCAAAUGACAGACCAACGGAAGGCAGACCAACGGAAGGCAGACCAACGGAAGGCAGACCAACGGAAGGCAGACCAACGGAAGGCAGACCAGCGGAAGGCAGACCAGCGGAAGGCAGACCAACGGAAGAGGCUCCAAAAAGCUAUGCUUCGCCCGUGAAUAUCGCUACGUGGGAUUUUUACAAAGAGGUGUACUACCCCUAUCUGAGAAAUUUCAUCGAGCAGCUUCUGAACCUUUUUCAAAUAAAUGUGUACACGCAGACAAUUGCAAAUAUUGAUUUGUUUAAAAUUUCGGAAAAGGAAAAGGAGAUGGAAGGCAAGCGUGUGAUCAUCUUGGACAAGGUAAAUAAAUUCACGAACCUUUUUGACAAUGUCAUUUUUGGAGACAUUCUGAGAAAGCCAACUUAUCAUAUCCCGAAAAGCAUCAAUUUGAUGGCUAUCUUUCCCACACGAGAGGAAUUUUUUUUUUACAAUCCUCCCACGGGGAAGUUGGAGACCACGGUUUCUUUUGCCGAGUGGGGAGUUAUACACCUGAACAAUGCACUAGGCAGAAAAAAGGUGAAAAGGGAAAAGGAAAAAAUUGUGAAUGUCUCAGAGGAGGCUCCUUUUAUUUGCGGUUUUUUCAUUUCCCACUUGAGGCAAUAUUUGGGAUUAGUGGCAAAUUUUUCUGAUUACGUUUUUACGAUUUUCGAUCCAGACAAGUAUGAUAUAAAAUAUGUGCGGAAUGAAUCCACAGAUGAAGGAAACUCCUUUUUAUACUCAGUCCAUUGUAAGGAUAAUCUACAGUUUAACUUUUCAUAUGAUAGCCCUGUGAAAAGUGGUAUUUUUCCUUUUGAGAUUUUGGCUCUUAUGAGGCAAGGUUAUAUUUACUACGUGGUGGAAGCAUUGAACAAUCUCGAUAAAUUCGUCUCCAUAUCAAAUGUGAGUAUUUAUUUUAGAGUGCCUGUGCAUGCUUUGCACGUUUUUAAUGAUAUUCUGGAUAAGCUUAAAUGUAGUUUGGAUCUUAUGCGGGGAGCGGAGGGUUGUAAAAUACACCAAUUAGGAAAUACCAUUCGGAACUCUUUACAGUCGUACGGUGGUGCCACCAGUGCAAGUAGCGACGAAGGAAAUACUCGGCGCGUGGAGGCAGGGCUCCUGCGGGAAACGUACUUCAGAGCAGCGGUCGUUCUGGCACAAAGCGCUUAUCAGGAUUCAUUGCAACUGCUGAGCGACGACACCUUCUCUAUUUACGAUAUCCUUUCGAAGGACUUCCUUCUGGCCUCCAUACUCCCCAUCCUCAUUCCGUAUGCAAUACCAGUUACAUUUUCUCUGUUCAGGGAAUUAUUCAGAAGCAUCAAAUUGGCGAAGGAGAAACAGAAGGUGGACUGA
This is a messenger RNA of Plasmodium knowlesi strain H, 2196 nucleotides long. Its product is annotated as conserved Plasmodium protein, unknown function. Gene Ontology annotation, biological process: attachment of GPI anchor to protein. The transcript is spliced from 3 exons. The record is from RefSeq and is a predicted model, not a curated record. Lineage: Eukaryota; Apicomplexa; Aconoidasida; Haemosporida; Plasmodiidae. Gene Ontology annotation, cellular component: GPI-anchor transamidase complex. The coding region runs from base 1 to 2196 and encodes 731 amino acids.